AUGGCGAUUUCCAUGGCGGGGCAUUUUAUUUCGAGCAACUCAGACCAAGAAGCCAUCUUGUUUGCCCAUGAAGUCUCAGUGAAUGCCUCCAAUGCCCUCCGACGAUCGGGAUUCAAUGUUAUGGCUGACCUUUUCCAACGGUCUCCUCCAUUCUUCCUUCCUCCGCAGAACUCAACCUUGUUUGCCAUCAGAGACUCUGCUCUCAGGAACACCUCUCUCCCUCCAUCGCUAUUGAGAAAGAUCCUUCAGUUCCAUACCUCUACCUCCAUGGCUUCGAUGGAAGACCUGUUGGAGAAGCCCCAAGGGAGUUGCAUUCCAACCCUGUUUCGUCACAAGAAUGUAGCGAUCACCAAGGUAGAUCCGAGAGAAAGAUUAGUCGAGAUCAAUCACGCGUUGAUAUCAAGCCCUGAUAUGUACCUGGGAAACCAAAUUGCAAUUCAUGGGGUUCUUGCACCAUUUUCUUCCGUCGAUUUUCAGGAUUUGAGCAAGGGCUGGGAGUUUGUUCCCUCGGCUUCUUGUCGUUCGAACUCUGGACAAUAUUCUGCGUUUUAUGAAUCCGAGGACAAGGUUGGCUGGAACCGGAUUGUUCAGUUGCUCAGCUCAAACGGGUAUGCUUCGUUUUCGAUUGGAUUGCAUUCUGUUCUUGAGCGGAUACGAACAGAUUCAACGAGUUUUGAAUCUGUCACAAUCUUGGCUCCUCCAGAUUUGGCAUUACUGGGGAGUCCAUCAUCUUUGCUUGACAGGGCUGUGAGGCUACAUAUACUGCCACAAAGACUGACAUACAGAGAACUCGCUUCACUCCCGACUAGGACUCUGGUGAAGACACUCAUUUCUGACGAAUAUCUUGAAAUUGAAGGAGUUCCAGAUUUCAUAUCAAUGUUGGUCAUCAACGGUGUGGAAAUUGUGGCGCCUGACAUUUCAAUUUCUGACAAGUUCGUAAUUCAUGGAAUUUCUGAAGCUUUGAAGAUGGAUGCGCUUAUCACCACAUGA
Neltuma alba is the source of this 990-nucleotide messenger RNA. Its product is annotated as fasciclin-like arabinogalactan protein 21. The record is from RefSeq and is a predicted model, not a curated record. Bases 1 to 990 code for a protein of 329 amino acids. The transcript has a single exon. Lineage: Eukaryota; Viridiplantae; Streptophyta; Magnoliopsida; Fabales; Fabaceae.